Strongylus vulgaris is the source of this 216-nucleotide messenger RNA. The record is from the annotation of a GenBank genome assembly. Lineage: Eukaryota; Metazoa; Nematoda; Chromadorea; Rhabditida; Strongylidae.
AUGGUCUGCAGAGUACAAGUGGAUUAUGGAGUUGUCGAAUGGCUGGUAAGACUCCACUGUUUCGAUAUUACCCAGUUGUACAACUCGAUUAGUGUAGCGCUAUCGCUACCGACCUUAGCUGUUGACAGUUCCCACUCGAUCGCCCUAAUCACCUUGAAAGCUGAACCAGAUGUACAAGUGUUUGUGUUCCAAUGUACGACGACUGCUGAAUUGUAA